UAUCACACAUACACACACAGGACAGACCUGGUGCUCUCGGUUUCUUGUCUACACAGUGCUCGUAGAAGAAGACGGCCGUGUGCACCAGCUUGGAGCCUUUCCGUUGUCCUAUAUGUCGUGUUAAAGUGGUGUGUUGUGCGCCUCACCAUGAAGGGGUUCUUCGCGGGCUUGUUGACGUUUUUGGGGUGCCUCGUGAUCCUGGAUGCGGUUUCUUUGGACGCAGUUAUCACCAAAGAUCUGCAGGAUGUCAUCGAGAAGGAUGAGCUCAUUCUAUCACUCAGGCAUAUAAAACCAAAGAAGCGAUCAAGGGGUUUUGCCGAAACAUUAUUUUCGAUCACCUUCCCCCAAACCGAGAACAAAUUCGCUCUUCUGCUCGAUAGAAAAACAAAAAGAGUAAUUGUGGAGACUUUGGAGGAGGGCAAGAAGAGGGUCCAGCAUUUCACUGUGGAUAUUUUGGAAGAAGACAGUACAGUGAAGUCCCUCAUCUUGGCAAUCGAUCAAAAACAACCUGGUGCUCAUGCAACCCUGUACAUAAACUGUAAUUCUUACGGGAUGGUGGCCACACCUAAAACAGUCAGGGAAAUGCACAAACUAGAGGAUGGAACCAAAGUUGAAGUGUAUCACGAAAAGCGGUAUCCAAUGUCAGUAGAUGGCCAUAGGGAUGUCAGGACAGUUCUGAGCAUGCACGACUGUCCAUUGGAACUAGAUUCCAAAUCUUUGAAUUCUUUCGAUGAUGAGAGUUUUUUGAACAACUACCUGAAAGAUGAUCCAAAUGCUGGUGAUCCUUACAUGGUUGAUAGAGGCGACAUUCCAUCCGUGUCUAAUUUAGACGAAGGUUCUCUGCUGAAAGCCCUCAAUGAGCUGAUUCGUUCAGUGAACGUUCUCUACAGGAAGUGCGGAGAAAGAGACGCUAAUAUAGAGUGGAUCAGGAGGUACAUGGAGGAGUGUGACGUUUGUCGAAGAAGGCCAGAACCUUCGACAAGACCACCAACUCCACCACCUCCGCAAAGACCAACAUGUGCUACUCAUCCACCCAAUUGUUUUAGAGGUGUAAGAUGCUACAACACCGAACAAGGACCUCGAUGCGGCCCGUGUCCCUAUGGAUACACCGGGAAUGGAUACGACUGUCGCCCCACCAAAACCUGCAGAGACCGCCCUUGCUACCCUGGCGUAACCUGUACAGAUACCCCCGAAGGCUACCAGUGCGGUUCGUGUCCCGCCAACUACGUCGGCAACGGAGAACAGUGCCGGAGAACAUGCAGAGACAGACCAUGCUUCCCAGGCGUUCCAUGUACCGACACCGGCGAAGGCUACCAGUGCGGUUCGUGUCCCGCGAACUACGAAGGAAACGGGGAGCAGUGCAGGAGGACCUGCAGGGACCGUCCCUGCUACCCCGGUGUGCCUUGCACUGACACGGCGGAGGGUUUCAGGUGCGGUUCUUGCCCUGCCAAUUACGACGGUAACGGUGAACAGUGCUGGAGGACCUGCAGGGAUAGACCUUGUUUCCAGGGAGUGACUUGCGAGGACACAGAGAGAGGAUUUAAAUGUGGAGCAUGUCCACUUGGUUUCGAGGGUAACGGGGAGGAGUGUAGAAGGAGGCCUUCUGGAUGCGAAUAUAAUCCAUGCGCGCCAGGUCGUUGCAUUCCUAGAGACGAGCCUCCAUAUUUCGAGUGUGUAGAAUGUCCAAGUGGUUUUGAAGGAAAUGGCACCAGCUGUAUUGAUAUCGAUGAGUGUGCCUUAGCCAGACCGUGUGACCCGAGGGUGAGGUGCAGGAACGAACAACCGGGUUACAGGUGUGAACAAUGUCCACCGGGAUACAAGCAGAGUGGAAGAAGUGAGGGGAUAGGGUUGGACGAUGCAGCUAGAUACAGACAAGUUUGUGAAGACAUAGACGAAUGUAGGGAGUACGAAGGGGCCUGUGUGGCACACUCACACUGCAUCAAUACGCCGGGCUCUUACCAAUGUACCGGCUGUGACACAGGGUAUGCUGGUAACCAAACUAUAGGCUGCCUUCCCAGAGAGGGCUACUGCCCCGAUGGCACACAGUGUGACAAACAUGCGCACUGCGUCUAUAUGGGGUGGGACAGAUACGACUGCGAAUGUCAAAAUGGAUGGGCUGGAGACGGAAAAUUCUGCGGUAAAGAUUUCGACUUAGAUUUCUGGCCUGACGAGCCCCUGCCCUGCUCUCAUCCGAGAUGCAAACAGGACAACUGCGCUUUCACGCCUAAUUCUGGACAAGAAGACGACGACAAUGAUGGAAUCGGAAAUGUGUGCGACGACGAUGCAGAUAAUGAUGAAGUAAUCAACGAGAAGGAUAACUGCUGGCUGAAGUACAACCCGGACCAGAGCGACUCGGACGAUGGAGGUGGUGACCACGUCGGAGAUGCUUGUGACAACUGUCCCUACAUCAGGAAUUCGGAUCAGUCGGACACGGACAGAGACGGCAAAGGGGAUGCUUGCGACGAGGACAUCGACAACGAUGGUGUCCUGAACAAACAAGAUAACUGCGUCGACAAGUACAAUCCUAAUCAGAGGGAUAUAGACGGGGACGGUAUAGGAGAUGUUUGCGAUAACUGUCCGGACAUACACAACCCGGAUCAGUAUGACGCGGAUCAGAAUCAGAUCGGAGAUGUGUGUGACUUCGGAAGAGAUUCGGAUAGAGAUGGAAUAAACGACAACAGAGACAAUUGUGUGAAAGUUCCAAAUCCCAAUCAACUAGAUACAGAUCAUGAUGGCAUAGGAGAUGCUUGUGAUGACGAUAUCGAUGGUGAUGGCAUUAUAAACAUCGAAGAUAAUUGCUAUUUGGUUUGGAAUCCAGAUCAACUAGAUGUGAAUCGAAACUACAUUGGUGACGUUUGCGAAAAAGAUUGGGACAACGAUACGGUCACUAAUGACUUGGAUAACUGUCCAAACAACUCCCUCAUCCAUCAGACGGACUUCAGCAAAUAUUCCGAGGUGAUACUGGAUCCGCAAGGGGACGCUCAAGUUGAUCCAAACUGGGUCAUCGUUAACCACGGUGCUGAGAUACUACAAACCAUGAACAGCGAUCCUGGUCUUGCCAUAGGUUAUGAUACCUUCUACGGGGUCGACUUCGAGGGAACUUUCCAUGUAGCUUCAGAUGUAGACGACGAUUAUGCGGGCUUCAUUUUCAGCUACCUCAACAACAAGCAGUUCUACGCCGUUAUGUGGAAGAAGAAUAGUCAACCCUACUGGAAGCACGAGCCUUUCGAGGCGUUAGCAGAAUCGGGAAUCCAGUUGAAACUCAUCAACUCGGCGACAGGACCGGGUGAAAUGCUGAGGAAUGCGCUUUGGCAAACCGGAAACACGGAAAAUGAAGUUACACUUCUAUGGAAAGAUCCGAAGAACGUUGGUUGGAAGUCCAAAACAUCUUAUCGUUGGCUGUUGAUACACAGACCCAGGAUUGGCCUCAUCAGGCUCAGAAUUUAUGAAGGGGAUAAGCUCAUCACGGAUUCGGACAACAUUUUCGACAGUACAUUGCAGGGGGGAAGGCUUGGAGUGUUCUGCUUCUCGCAAGAAAUGAUCAUAUGGUCCGAUCUGGUGUACAGAUGUAACGAACAAGUUCCAGAAGCAAUAUGGAGGACCUUGCCAGCAAAUUUGAAGAAGAAAGUUCAAAUAGACACUUCGGCUAAAACACUGCGAAUAACAAGGCCAAUCAAAUCGAAUGUCUCCUUCUGAGGAAGUUUCGUAGAUUAUGAAACGUUUUGUAAAAAGUUUAUUGCAUGACAGAGUUUUUACCAAAUAUGUACCUUUUUAACAGGAAAAGAUUCCAGAAUAAUACAUGUACAAAUAUGAAUAAUCUGAGAUCCACUAAUCUUAUUGUUCUAUACCAAAAUAAAUUGGUAAUUUUUAUUAAUUAAGAGGAUUUAUAACAAUAAAAUUCAAAUAUGAAAGUA
Messenger RNA from Coccinella septempunctata (seven-spotted ladybird), 3914 nucleotides. RefSeq names its product cartilage oligomeric matrix protein. The record is from RefSeq and is a predicted model, not a curated record. Gene Ontology annotation, molecular function: calcium ion binding. Lineage: Eukaryota; Metazoa; Arthropoda; Insecta; Coleoptera; Coccinellidae. Bases 148 to 3696 code for a protein of 1182 amino acids. Gene Ontology annotation, cellular component: extracellular region. Gene Ontology annotation, biological process: cell adhesion. The transcript has 15 exons.